AUGGUGCAAUUUAUGAAAUAUUUUCUUCGUUUACAAAAUCAUUUCUAUGAACAUAACCCAUCAAGUAAUUCCUCAUGUCCAUCUACACCUCUUAAAUGGUGUAUUAAUGAUUAUGAUGGAUAUAAAUUUUGUAUUCAAAAUCCUACACUUCUUCCAUUAUCUAUUUUGGCUUUAUUAAUCGGUCUUUUUUGUUCAAAACGUAUUUCUAAAUUAUCAGGAAAAUUUCCAUCACGAUGGUUUUAUUACUUAGCAUUUUUUCUUUAUGGUAUUAUGAUGACAUCAGCUGGUAUAUUACAUUGUUUUAUAGGUGAUCCACCAAAGAAUAAAAUUUCAUUGAAAUUUAUUCAAUUAUUUGUUACAAUUAUUGAUUGUAGUUUAACAACAAGUAUUGCUGUUACUUUUCUCUUUUGUGGUUUAUCUGAUAUUCAAUUUUUAAAUCCACAAUCCAUUUUUACACAUUGUUUACUCUUUAGUUCAUAUUUUAUUCUUUUUCUUUUAUGGACUUUAGCAAUAAUACAUGAAUGGAAUACGAUAAUUUAUGCACUUUAUGUUGGUGUUAUAUCCAUUUGUUGUUUUGUUUAUUUAAUUACACAAUUAUCUAUUAAAUCAAAUCGUCGUGCAUUACCAAUACUUAUUGUUGGUGGAAUUUAUGCAAGUAUUGGUUUAAUUGCAGAAUCAUUUGGUGCGGAACAUAUUUGUACAUCAGAAGGUCCAUUUUGGUCACAAUAUUUUGGGCCAGAAUUUAUAUGGUGCCUUUUUGCGAAUAUUAGUAUGGCAUUUAUAUUUAUUUAUGUUAUACGAACUAAUAUAGAAAAACAAGUGAUUAUUAAAAAAUAUCCUAUUGAUAUGGAAAAAAAUCCUGAGAAAUUUUAA
Molecule: messenger RNA, 873 nt
Organism: Rotaria sordida
Lineage: Eukaryota; Metazoa; Rotifera; Eurotatoria; Philodinida; Philodinidae
Source: the annotation of a GenBank genome assembly